AUGGGAGGCGUCAUCAACCUAAUGUUCCCAAUCGGCUCUCUCUUCCCAACCUUCACACUGGACCGCACCGGCCGGCGGAAACCCAUGAUGUGGGGUUCUCUUGGGCUCGGUUUCUCCGUGAUGAUGAUAGCCAUCCUUUUGAGCUUCCGGUCUGAAGGAGGGGACGUGUCGCAAGCCACUGCGUCCGCCAGUGUCGCUUUCUUCUUCACUGUAAGCAGACUGCUCGUCGCAUUGGAAAUCCUACCGCUACAUGUACGAGCGAAAGGUACUGCUGUCGGUAUCUCUGCGAACUGGAUCUGGAAUUUCUUCGUCGUUAUGGUCACGCCUACGCUUCUCGAUAGCUUGGCGUGGAAGGGCUACCUUAUCUUCAUGGCACUGAAUUUUGCAUUCAUACCGCUGAUCUAUUUCUGCUAUCCCGAGACUGCCAAUCUUACGUUGGAAGAGGUCGACUGGCUAUUCUACGAAGGUGAUGUCGUGAAGCGAAGCCGACGUAUUGCGAAGGAAGGGUGGGAACAGGCGGUCGGCACCGAUCCUGCGACUAUGGUAGAGACAGGGAGUGUGUCCAGCGGUAACAAGGCCGGACAUACGACGGAGAAGGCAGAGCACACGGUACACUAG
Messenger RNA from Alternaria ventricosa, 618 nucleotides. RefSeq lists its product as uncharacterized. Bases 1 to 618 code for a protein of 205 amino acids. Gene Ontology annotation, biological process: transmembrane transport; carbohydrate transport. Gene Ontology annotation, cellular component: membrane. The transcript is spliced from 3 exons. Gene Ontology annotation, molecular function: carbohydrate:proton symporter activity. NCBI's taxonomy places the organism in Eukaryota, Fungi, Ascomycota, Dothideomycetes, Pleosporales, Pleosporaceae. The record is from RefSeq and is a predicted model, not a curated record.